AUGGCCUCUACCCUGGAGAAUUUCAUUCAUUCUCUGGACCCCAGAGCCCUUCCCAGGGUCCUCGAAAUCCAAUCAGGCGUCUAUUUCCAAGGCUCCAUCUAUGAGAUGUUUGGAAAUGAAUGCUGCCUGUCAACAGGAGAAGUCAUUAAAGUUAUUGGCUUCAAAAUUAAUAAGCUCAUAGCAAGUAUCUGUGAGAAUAAUGAAGUCAGCCGGUUUUCAGCCAAAGUGGAAUUACCACUAAAUUUCCCCGGUCUUUAUAAGGUUGUGGCAGAUAAAACUCCAUAUGUCAGCAUUGAAGAAAUCACUAGAAAAGUCUCUAUUGGGCCAACAAGAUUUGGCCAUCCAUGUUUCUACAGCCCUGAGGAUAUAAAACUGGCAAACUUCACAAUCAAACAUGGUGAACAGAUCACCUUCAACUCGGUGGAAGAGGUCAAUGGAACAAUGGCUGUGAACUGUGUCUUGGUCAGAAAUAACCAGAUUCAUUCCUUUACUUUGCCUCUUUCGCAAGAAGGAAAAUUCUACGAGUGCGAAGAUGGCCAGAUAUACACCCUAAAAGAAAUUGCAGAAUGGAAAAUCCCUAAGUGCAGAAAACGGAUUGUCAAACUUUCCAAUACUUUACAUAUGUGGGAUUCCUCUAAUCCACUUCCUGAGAAUUUUGAUGGCUGCUUGAUUCUCAUGCCUGUCUAUGAAGUGCAGGCAGUAAUGAAAUUUCGAAAGGACAUAGUUCAUAUCCUCUCAGAUCUAGAUGUUGAGGUCAAGGAUAUAACAGACUGUUAUGAUAUUAGCUCUUUCCUUCAGCCACUGUCUUUGGAAGAUGUAUUUGAGAGAACAAGCAUGGAAUUUCCUAUGGUUGCUGAGAUAAUGGAAGGGCCUUCAGGAAGCCAAAACCCUUAUAAUUUAUUGUCUACAGGGAAAGAGAUUAUCAUCUACAAAAAGUACCAGGCAGCAAGAGUCCUAGCGUCUGAGAUCAGAAGUGAUUCUCCCAAAAGACAUUUUUUAAUCCCUAUGAGCUACAAAGGAAAGUUCAAGAGAAGACCUCGUGAGCUUCCAACUGCCUAUGACUUAGAGAUAGCAAGAAGUGAAAAGGAACAGCUUCAUGUUGUGGCAACUAAAGCCUUUACUUCCCCUCAUAGAGAGUUUUUUUCUGUUUCGGUUGGAGAUCAAUUUCUAGUUCAGCAGUGCCAGACUAGUGAAAUUCUUUACGAGGGAAGAAAGAAACUUGUAGAUGUUUUAGCUUGUGAGCAAAUACUAAGUGAUACGUAUAAAAAAGUGCUCCUCCCUAUGUACAUGGAAGGCAGCUUUGUGGAAGUGAUUCAUGACAAGAAACGGUACCACCUUUCUGAGAUUUGCAAAGAAUUCCGUUUGCCUUUUAAUGUCAAAGUGUCCAUGAGGGACCUUUCCAUUGAGGAAGAUGUCUUGGCUGCAGUGCCUGGUCUGCAGUUUGAAGAGGAAAUCACAGACUCUUACUUGCUGAUCAGUAGUGCCACCAAUCCAGUGGAGAGCUGGGAGAUUCCCGUAUAUCGCUUAAACAUGUUGGUCCAUUUGCUCAGCAAAGAUGUCCAGGUAGUUGUACCACCUGUGACUAAGACAACAGUGGAAGAGAUCAGUGAAGAGCAAUACUAUAUGGUGCGAAGAUAUGAAAACCAAACCCUUCAUCCACCACCUAGGCCUCCCAAAAAGCCAACAACACUUGCCCCCAAACUUGCUUUUGCAGUAACUAAACAAGAUGUGUCUGAUGUACUACAUGCUCCAAAGAAAUUUUGUGUAGAUACCAUGAAGAAAUUGUGCUCAAGUCAAGCUGCUGAUGUUUCGGAAUUGCAAGUUAGUUGUCAAAAUGAUUUGGUGCAUUGUGAGAAUAAGGACAAGACUGGGAAAGCUCCACUAGUGGAACCUACUAUGAUUAAAGGCUUAACAAGUAACUAUGAGGCAGAAAAAGAAGAGGAAGAAGAGCAUGACUACAGCUACGUGGAUGAAAACAUAAUUGAAAACAUAAGAAAAGCAUUUCAUGACAGCAGCAUUGGAAAUAAGCCCACAAUCUCUGAAGGAAGAAGAAACAUCUGAAGCAAAAUAAUUCUGAAAUUAACUGGAAACAAGUAGGAAGCUCUGUCCUUCACACAUUAAGAUUGACCACAACUGUAAGAAAAAGCUACUCAUGAAAGUGUCUUUCUUGUCUCAUGAAGAGCAAUGUGGCUGUAAUUUAGCUGUAAUAAUCCCCCAUGAAAAUAAACUGCUUAGUUGUCCUGAAGAAGUCAAACCAGCUAAUGUCUCAUAAUCCUUUGAAGGGACAGAGUUCUUCUGUACAUAUUUAUUAAUGAAUUCAGAUAAUAAUGCCAAGUCCAAUUCUUCAUUCUCAUUGCACCUGAAAUUCCAGUUAUUUCCUGAAUCACUGUAGGGUAUAAGCAAAAGGAACAUCCCUUACUGAAACAGCUGCAUGGUUGUUUCCUUAGGUUUUUUUGAGAAGGGAAAGGUAGAAAGGGAAGGGAUGUCUUAGGUGAACAAUUGGCCAAUUUCUUUGGCCAAUCUUACAUGCUUCAGGUUAAGGCUCAAAACUGGAAAUUACCAGAUUCUGCCACUCUUUCGGAUGAUGAACAAUGUACAAGUAAUACUGUUGCAAAACAUUUAAUUUUUCCUGGAAAGCAAUACCACUCCUCUCAGUGGGAAGUGCUACUCAGAAGGCCCAGGAACGCCCAACUUAGAUAGCAUUGCCAUCUCUAUAACCCCUUGCACAGCUAAUAUUUAGAAUCACACUAGAACUACUAUAUUCAGCAAUGUUCUGAAAAUGCAGCCAGGAAGGAUGGACAGAAGCUGGAGCUGAAAGGUUAGUGUUCGUGCCGACUCUACAAACUGAGAUAAAGGCACAUGCUACCCUCCUUAAGAAGUCUGAGAAAAGCAAUGCUGAAGAACUUCACCUACACCUUGUGGUACCUCAUAUUCCCACACAGGGGUUGGGGGAAGAGGCAGCCCCAGAUGCCUCUCUGCAACACCCAUGAAUGGCCAACGUCACCCCACUGGAGAAAAGGUACAGGAAGGGCAUCACAACCUCUUCUUUUUUAAAUUAAACAAGUGUUUGUUUUGAAGAAUUUCAUUUUACUUUAUACAUCUGAAAAUGAAAAUGAGAGCAAAAUGGUUGCAUGAUAUCUGAAAGGAUACAGGACCUCCUUGGCCCAGAUGGAGGGACCUCCCUUUGUGUCCUGCCCCCCUAACCUGUGAGUGCUGAGCAGGGACAGAGAGACCCUCUGCUUACAUGAAUGAGUAUCUCAGUGGGCUUAGCAGGGAGCAUGUAAUCGAUGCUGAUAUUAGACCUGCCACAUUCCUGUCGGGGAUUGAUUUGGGCAAGCACACGAGCUGCGCAGGUAGGAUGUGCUUAACAUCUUUGGGUGGUACUGAACCUAGUCCUUGUAUGCAGCUCAUGCAUAGUGAGUGCUGUGUAUCCAAAAGUGUUAGACCUAGGAGAGGUGCAUAACCCUCUGGAAGUGAUUUGACUUCCAGGGAAAACUAUCGAGAACUGAUGUGUAAGCACAGAGUUGAUGUGCCAGCAGUUUCCAGACUCAACAGCAACUUGAUCAGAGUGACCUAUCCAGAAAUCCCAGACAGCAGGGUGGAAAAAGAGAACAUUUUCACAAAGCCUAGGCAUACCUAUUUUUAGUCCUACUGAGGAGUUAAAAAGCAAAAGCUCACAAAAAUGCCUUAAAAUACUUUCUUGUCUGCUUGAAAAGACUUUUUCUUUGUAGUGUCUUCAGACUUGUCUACUAAAAUGCUACUGAAUGAUUAAUUUGCCGUAAUGCAAAUUGAUUUAG
Molecule: messenger RNA, 3797 nt
Organism: Lepidothrix coronata (blue-crowned manakin)
Lineage: Eukaryota; Metazoa; Chordata; Aves; Passeriformes; Pipridae
Gene: THEMIS
Product: thymocyte selection associated
Exons: 7
Coding region: 1-2061 (686 amino acids)
Biological process (GO): T cell receptor signaling pathway
Source: RefSeq, a predicted model, not a curated record